AUAGCGAUUUGUUAUUCGCGUCGGUGUUUUAUGGUGUUUAUUCUCCGUGUUUUUCGGGAUAUACUUUAAUUGUGGUUAAAUCAAGUAUCGCCAUGGGAAAUAUUCAUACUGUAGGGCCCAACGAAGCUCUAAUAGUUUCAGGAGGAUGUUGUGGAUCCACAAAACGUGUAACCACCGUCGGAGGAUGGUCGUGGGCAUGGUGGUUGGUCACAGACGUCCAAAGACUUUCCUUGGAAGUUAUGACUUUGAAUCCGCAGUGCGAAAGUGUAGAGACAGCCCAAGGUGUGCCUCUCAGUGUCACCGGAGUGGCUCAGUGCAAGAUCAUGAAAGCCGACGAACUGCUACACACUGCCAGCGAACAGUUUUUGGGAAAAACUGUCAAGGAAAUCAAAAGUACUAUUUUGCAGACGCUCGAGGGUCAUUUACGAGCUAUUUUAGGAACUCUUACAGUAGAAGAAGUAUACAGGGACAGGGACCAAUUCGCUGCUUUAGUGCGAGAAGUAGCGGCACCGGACGUGGGCCGCAUGGGCAUCGAAAUUUUAUCUUUCACCAUCAAAGAUGUUUAUGACGACGUCCAGUACUUGACGUCGUUGGGCAAGGCACAAACUGCCAUGGUCAAGAGGGACGCUGAUGCCGGGGUUGCAGAAGCGAAUAGGGAUGCUGGGAUUAGGGAAGCAGAAUGUCAAAAAUCGGCGAUGGACAUUAAGUAUUCAACCGACACAAAAAUCGAAGAUAACGCCCGAAUGUUCAAGCUGCAAAGUGCCAAUUUCGAUCAAGAAAUUAAUACGGCGAAAGCUCAAGCCCAAUUGGCCUACGAACUCCAAGCAGCCAAAAUCCGACAAAAAAUCCGAAACGAAGAAAUCCAAAUUGAGGUAGUCGAGAGAAAGAAACAAAUCGAGAUCGAGACCCAGGAGGUACUCAGGAAGGAGAAAGAGCUGAACGCCACCGUGCGUCUACCAGCCGAAGCUGAAAGCUACAAGAUGCAAAUGUUGGCACAAGGAAAAGGUACUCAAACCGUACAAAAAGCUCAGGCCGAAAGUGAACGAAUCAAAAUGAUCGGUACAGCCGAAGCGUCUGCUAUCGCUAGCAUCGGUAAAGCUGAUGCUGAAAGGAUGAGAAUGAAGGCUGCUGUCUAUAAGCAAUAUGGUGACGCUGCUAUUAUGAAUAUUGUUUUGGAGGCUUUACCAAAGAUUGCCGCCGAAGUAGCAGCGCCAUUAGCCAAAACAGAAGAAAUUGUUCUCAUAGGUGGGCAGGACAAUACCACCGGCGAAAUUACUCGUUUGGUUGGUCAGAUCCCACCUGCCGUCAACGCAUUGACAGGAGUCGAUCUGUCAAAAGUGUUGGGCAGAAUUCCUGGAGCAACUCAAAACACUGUGGCUCCGGUUAAGUAAAUCCGUUCUUUAUUUUUGGCAGUUUAAUGCUACACAGCAACAGAUAAUUUUCACAAAAUUAUCUUCAGUUGCUGCAGCACAAAUUUUAUUGUUUUAAAAGGUUUCUUUAGCAGAUUCCUAUUCACUAAUUCUUUAUCUUCCAUUCUGUAUGAAAGAUUAGCUAAAUCUUGAUGUGUCUCUUUUUAUUUGGAACGAAACUGCUAGAGAACACCGAAUUGGCAUGAAUUUAUAAACUUGAGUACCAUUAUGUGACUUUAAAUCUAGAAAGCUUUAGGUUUAUCUGGAUUAGAUCUAUAUAAGGGCUAAAUAUGGUAACAUACAGUGUGUUCAUAAUCCCUAGAUAAACAUUAUUUACGCUAUUCCAAGACCACUUUCUUGCGGUCUAGUACAAACCCUCAGGUAUUUUCUGUAGUGUGUUUAUUUCGUUUAACGUUCACCCUCAUACCAAAAAUAAUUUAGGUAAAGGAAAUGCUAAAUUGUCUUUGCUUACAAUACUAAUCUAUUCAUUAAUUAAUUUAAUAACAUGCAUAAGGCCACUCCAGUAAUAGUUUAUGUUUAAAUAAAUUAAAUUGUACUUUUUUAAUACACAUAGAUCAUUUUGUGAAAUAUUUUGGCAAUAAAACCAAAGUGACAGGUAAAAAAAAAAUCUUUUUUUUUUGUUUCUAAAAUUGAUAUAGUAUAAUAAUAAUCCGCUAGGUUAACUAUCGCCAGUUUCAUUUAUAAAGGUGUCAUUUUCAAAAUUAUUUAAUUGUACUGUGUGUUCUACUAAGAGUGGCUCUUGGCCGUAUUUCGAAAGGUAUUAGUCCUAUGAUUUUCAGAAAAAAAAUCCCAUCAAAAUGCCCCGCUAGAGGGCGCAACAUAUUAUGACAUGUAAGACAAUAGCAUUUUUACAACAUUUUGCCUAAGUAAGAGGUAUUAUAAAUAAUGAAUACAUAAUCGCCAGUAAAUUAAAUUUUUUUGUCCUUUCUGAUAAUUAAAACGGUGGGGGUAGGUUAGGUCUUUGUUCAUAUUCUAAUUUAGAUGCUGGUCAAUUGGUUUUUACCAGAGCCGUACAAGAGGCUCACAUACACAAUAAUUAAAUAUGAUAAACAAGCAAUUCAUUUACUUUUAUAUUGAAAAUAUACCAGAAUAUCACUAGAGCAUAAGUAAUAAUUAAAAUGCCGUAAUAAUGAACUUGAAACUUAGUCAAGAAUUCUUAAUGGAGUAAUGAUAUGUGAAAGUCAUCUUCCUUUUCAUGAUCAUUUUCAAAAAAUAACUAAUAAUUUAAACAGCUGUUUUUAAGUCAGACAGCGCCUCCUAGCGUCUACCGUCGAAUGUAUAUUAAUAUUCUUUAUAAGGUAAACUGUAGAGUAAGAAAGGGUAUUUUAAGACAAGACCUAAUCUAAAUGCCAUUACCUCAUCUGGAGUUACUAAUAUUUAAAUUUAAAUAGAUCCAACCUUCUCCCGAUCCCGUUAUUUUAGCACAUAGGACAAAAUGACAAAGCACAUAGGAAAAAACUGAAAUUUACCGAAGAAAAUAGUGCCAUGAAUUGUAGGGAAAUUAUGCUUAAGAUGACAUAUUUUUUGUUUUAAGGCAAAUAUUUGAAAAUCCAAAGAUGAUAUUUAAUAAAUGUAAGGUCGUAUUGAAAACGUUUAUUUACAAAGUAACAAAGUGAAUCCUGAGCCUAAAGAAAAUUCAAUAAUUUUUUAAAAGAAAAGAUCAUCUCCAUGAUGGGUAAGAUGACACCCAAGCGUUAGUUGACAUAUUUAAUUAUCGGUGCACAAUUCACAAUUGAACAUCCUAGCUUUUAGUGAAACGCCCGCACUCCCGGUACUCUCCUGACUUCGAUUUAAUAUUAUUAAUUUGUUGCAAUAAAGGUAUACAGGGUCUAAGUCAUCAUCAGCGUCCUGCAUAAAAUCUUUCUUAAGUUCGGCCUUGGAAUCAUCCUGAUCCAUCCAAUCCACUUACUACGAGAAAUAUUUAUGUACACCGUAUUUAUUUACUACUACUAUUUAUGUCCGAUUUAAAUAUGACGCCAAUAUUUCGACUGCACAGUCAACUGGCCUCCUAGCGGCGAACACUGUCCGGAAGAAUCCCUUACCUUCCGUGCCUCUCCACAGAUGUCGUGCGGUGUGUUUUUUUUUUGGUACUUCGUUGCAUUGUUUGGCUUAAUUAUUUUUUAAAUAUUUUAGUUAAGUGAUUGAUACAUGCUUAUAACUGCAUGAAAAGUGUUGUAAAAGUCCUGAAAAAUAUGCAUUUUUCAAUUAACUUUAAGGCGGUUUUAAAUAUUAUAGUUGACUUAACAUUAUAUUUUAAAGAUAGUUCGCUUCAUCAGAUUUUAAAUUCUAACGCUCUUGCGAUUUUCUUUCUCUUUUUUGUUUUGGACUUGGCCUUUAACUUCGUCCAUAUAAGGACAACUUCAAAUAUAAUUUAGCAUCUCCUGGGAAGUGGACGAUCUAGUAAUGACUUGACAAUCACGCUGAACCAGCAUUGGAUUUAUCGUAUGCUACACUGGGCUCGAAACAGAAGUUCCAGGAAUAUCUUUAUCAUUUUGCUUUUUGCAUGAUCCAUCAUCCGUUUCCAUCUCGAUAACAUUGUCAGUGACUUCGAUGGGCAGACACAAAUGAUACGAAAAAAUAUGUGGGUUCAAUGGAUAAUAUCCGUUUUUUUCAAAUCUACUCGUCAUAUUUCCGACCGCGGCAGCAUUUCCAUAUGCUCUCCCCAAAAUGACACGUUAAGUGUAAUUUUCUAUCCAAGUGUCCGAUGGGCAGACACAGCAAUAUGACAUGACUCCACUGACCUUAGCAAACUCCAGAGCCUCUAGGUCCUUGUGACUACUGUGGCAAUCGAGGAUCAGAAUAAAUCUAUUUGUAGCAUUACAUGCAGUAGAUCUAACGAAGUAUUUUAUUAAUUUGACAAAUAAGUCACCAGUUAUGUAUCCAGUAUCGUAGCAUAGCUGCAUAGUUCUUAGCGGUACAUCCAAGUAUUCGGCUUUAUAGUUCUUUCUUGGGAUAAUAAUGGCAGGCGGAACAAAAUUCCCAGCAGCAUUGGCACAUACAGCGACGUGCAGACAUCGUACUGUACCUAUUAAUUCUGCAACUUGUUUUUUUUUCAACUUGUUUUCCCUUGUGGGCAAAUAUUUUCGGUGGCUUUUGGACGGUACUGAAGUUCAUUUCGUUCAUAUUUCCUAAAUGUUUGUCAGUGGAAUAUUAUUAUCAGUUAUUUAAUGUCCUAAAAGAUCGAAGAUCUUCAUCACCUGAGGCGUAUCAAAAGCUCUUGGUCUUUGGAGAAUGUGGCUUCAUGAACCCUCAAUGAGAUGAUAGAGUUUCACCUCCUAAACACUUUUAACCAAUCCCAGCUUGUUAUUUGUUUAUCUUCGUCAAAUCUAUGGGUUAAUCCUGCCUUUUUGGCAAAUUGAUAUGCCAAUUGUCUCACAUCAGUGGUGGUAAAUCCAAAGAAUCUCUGUUCAAAAUAAAGUAUAUGCUCCACUAAUUGUUGUUCUAUGGCUACAUCAAAAGUAGGCUUGAAACGACCGAGAUUUACAGGAACUUUCUAGAAGUUACGAUAAAGUGUGGCCUGCCGCACGUUAAACGCUUUAGAGGCCUUUAGACACCCCAUCCUAUUUUCUUUCACACCUUUUUUGAAUGGCCUUCGCCAUGUCUUCCUUGGACCAAGAAUCACGCAUAGACUUUCGUUGAUAGUUGUCAGGCUUCAAAUAUUCUUACUCGUCGUAAAGAACAUCAGCUACCGAGAACAUCGGAAUCUACGAGCUACAAAAUGUUAAGAGUCCUUGCUGCCUUAAAACUUUAAGGUUAUGUUCAUUCAUAAAGCACAUUAAUCACAGCUCAAAUUACUCAAACACAACAGUCAACUUACGUGAUACAGCCAACACAACAAACAACGCGAGCAAGCGGUCACAGAAAUUUUGAGUGAUCCAUCUUGAAGGCCAUCUGUGAUGAGACUAUGUGUAGAAGCGGCAAUGUGAUUUGCGGCCUGUGCUGCGAAUAUUUAAACCUGUCAAGCACUAUGUGUUCCUAAUAACUCUUACCUACGCAAAAUUUCGUAAAGAUCCCAUUUUCUCAUCUCAUAUAGAAACUUUAACAGUUUUAGACUGAAACUGAGGUCGUUUCAGCCCAUGAAAAUACGAGAUAAUCUACUGGUUUGUUAUUAUGCUAGGUUCAUCCUACGGCUAAUAUUUUUCAAAGAGCUAAUGCUAAUCUGAGAGAUAGAUUUACUUUCUAACUUAGGGUACCAUAAAGAGCACAUUUUCUUUUCAAUAUUAACGAUUAACUUCUUCCUGCGCCGCCAAUCUUUGCAAUUACAAUAUAGCGCUUAGAAUUGUAGCAAUAAAUUGGCGAGUGGCUUUAAAACGCACGUGCGGGUUGUGUACUAUUUGAUUUUGUAGCGUUAGCGUGUGAUGCCCAGAUUGUAAAUUAUAGACCUUAAAAUUGUAAUAUUAAAUUAUAUUUUUCUACUCCUAGUAACCCUGUUAUACUAUGUUUUCAAAAUUUUAAAAUUAAUUGCGGUAUAUAAAAUAUUGCUUUUUUUGUUAAGUGUCUUCGAUUGUGUAUUUUAAAUAAAAUUGACGUCUGAUGGUGAAUAACGCGUGUACGAAACCUAAAAAUAUUCUAGUAUAUUUGUAUUAAUAUCCUGUUAAAUGUCACUGCCGAUCAAAUUAAAUGGAUCUGUUAAAACGUUUGAUAUUGGUUCGAUAUGACAGAUCUCUGUAUUAAAUGCCUUGCCCAAAAUUUUAUAUUUGCUUCAAGCUUAAAACGUUAUAAUAUGGAGAUUUGGCGAUUCUAUUAUUUUAUUUUUUAAUUAUCCUUUAUGAAGUGUCCCAAAGUUGCCUUUACAAUGAAUAACCAAUAUUACUCAUACAUUUUUAGAGAAACAAGUAUAAAGAUAUUUCUAGAAUUAUAUGGUUGUUAGCAGCUUGAAGUAAAUAAAUGUAAAAGUAAUGGCAACUAUGAAACACCCUGUAUAUUUGUGUAGUUUUACGAGCAGUUUAUUUUUUAUUCAAACUUUUUAGAAUAUUAACCUUAAAUACGUUUUGUUCUACCUCAUUUUGAAUAUCGUAAAGUUGUGUAGUAAUAAUAGUUAUAUUAGUCAGUAUUUUUUUUGUAUUAAGAUAUAAACUGCUUUAUAAAACUUGUAAAAUAUCUCCGGGAAUUUCUGAGGAGAUAAGGAGAUUAUUUAUAUGUGAAUAAAAAAAUGCAUUUUGAUCCUCCAUCCAUUAAGGCUCAUUAAUCCCCUGAGAUUAUGUAUUUUAUAUUUUAUUGAAAAUUGGACAAGUCAGUACCCAUCCAUAAUAAAAUGCUAGUUACAUUAUUUUAGAAACAACAUUCGUAAACAUAAUAUGGAUUAUACUGAUAGGUUGAAUUAUUAUUUAUAUUAUGUUUUAUGUACCUAAUUAAAUAUUUGAUAUAAUUGCAUUUAAAAUAUUUUAAUCCCAAAUAAAUUGUGUGUAAACA
This is a messenger RNA of Anthonomus grandis grandis, 6842 nucleotides long. Its product is annotated as flotillin-2. Lineage: Eukaryota; Metazoa; Arthropoda; Insecta; Coleoptera; Curculionidae. The record is from RefSeq and is a predicted model, not a curated record. Gene Ontology annotation, cellular component: plasma membrane. The transcript has 7 exons. Bases 93 to 1391 code for a protein of 432 amino acids. Gene Ontology annotation, biological process: regulation of myoblast differentiation; protein localization to plasma membrane.